Messenger RNA from Lethenteron reissneri (Far Eastern brook lamprey), 1020 nucleotides. Its product is annotated as protein B4. Gene Ontology annotation, biological process: nucleosome assembly. Gene Ontology annotation, cellular component: nucleosome. Gene Ontology annotation, molecular function: DNA binding. NCBI's taxonomy places the organism in Eukaryota, Metazoa, Chordata, Hyperoartia, Petromyzontiformes, Petromyzontidae. The record is from RefSeq and is a predicted model, not a curated record.
AUGGUGGGCUUCCCCAAAGACAUCGCCGACCCUGAGAACGCUCAGCCUCCGAAGACCACCACCACCACCACCACCGCCAAAAGUGGCACCGUCAAACCGGGACCAGUGCAGGCUCUUGCCAACCUGCAGAAGGCGACCAAGCCGCCCGACACGUUGACCAUGGCCGUAGACGCCGUGCGUGAGCUCGCCGGUCGGAAGGGCGCCUCCGUGAUUGCCAUCCGCUCCCAUGUCGUCAGUUGUCACCCGGACGUGGACCAGGUCCGGCUGAAGCGGCUGCUCAAGAACGCCCUGGCUAAAGGCUUGGCCACGGGAGUCCUGGUGCGCCCUGGUGGGGUCAACCCGGAGAUCUCCUCGGCUGUUGGCCGCUAUAAGCUCGGGAAGCCGGUUGCAACAAAGGUGAAGAAGCUGAAGGCUGCUGUAGAUGGCAAUGUGGAAGAGGCCCUCGUGGAGGCCCAAGCAGGAGCCACCAAAAAGGCGAAAGCUCCGAAGGCUGCAAAAGCUUCAGCAGCUGUGAAAGUCGACGCAUCGGCCACCGAGCGUGCAAAAAAACCAAAGGUGGACGCUAAACUCGAAGCCACCGCCUCUUCCAGCGACUCUUUAACCAACGCAACCAAAGCGAAGCCGGCCAAGCUGAAGACUACAAUAGUCGAGAAGAAAAAGGUCGUGAAAAAGCGGACCUCCCUGGCCGUUCUGAAACUUGGCUCCAAAAACGCGGGCAAGGAGGCGGAAUUAAAUGCCAAGGCACCUCGAGCCAAGAAGACGACUGCAAAGCGAGGAGCCAAGGUUUUGCCUGCGGCUGUGGAGACUGGUGGUGAUGCUGCUGGUGAUGAUGAUGACGAGAGCCAUGGCACGAAAGCAAAAGUGCCCAAGAAGACCAAACCAACGGUAAUGAAAACUGCACGGGUUAAGGUGGUAAAGAUUGACGCUGAUGAAGCGAAGGUUAAAAAGCCCAGGGCUGUUGCCCCCAAAAAGGAAGCUGCACCAAAAAAAGUAAAAGUGGAACGGAAGCCAGCGGCCUGA